Molecule: messenger RNA, 5336 nt
Organism: Cavia porcellus (domestic guinea pig)
Lineage: Eukaryota; Metazoa; Chordata; Mammalia; Rodentia; Caviidae
Gene: Klhl35
Product: kelch like family member 35
Exons: 6
Coding region: 3430-5193 (587 amino acids)
Molecular function (GO): protein binding
Source: RefSeq, a predicted model, not a curated record
CUUCUGAAUAUCUCAGCAACCCAAAGUGAUGAACAGGACCAAGGUCCUCAUUAUCCACCCUGCUAAAAUGACAAGAUGAAGAGCCAGGCCAACCAGGCUCUUAGCAAGACAACCUCCUCUCCAAAGCAUUGCUCCCUUCCAUAAGGGUAAAUUUCUCACUCAUCCAUGGUUACCAGGCCCUGUGUCAGCUUCUAGAGGGAGCAAAUGAUCCAGCACCAGCUCACGGAAUACCCUUCUCCAGAUCCAUGAGGCCAGGCCAGCACAGAGCUCAUUCCUCCACCUGACUCAUUCUGCUCACACCCUGUCCCACUAUGACCCAUCCAUGGUGCACACCCCUCAUGCAUACCAUACCUCAGACACAAGGCCACAGGCUGUUUGCAGGUAUAUAGACACCUGUCAUAUACACAUGCAUGUAGAGUGCAUUAAUACACAAGCCAUGGAGACAUGAAGCCCUGACACAAAAUGAACCUAGAGACACAAAAGGACAGGGUUACCCAAAGUCUCAGAAUGACAUGUCUGUUGUCAAGCAGGAACACGAACACGGGCACAGACACAGCAGCCCAACAGGGGCAGAACGAGGGAAACCUCUAUCCAUAACUGUGGCAGUCACCUUUUGGAUCCUUUCUCUAGCCUCACAGUGACACAACCACAUGUCCACACCACCCCAGUGCUACACAGUCACUAUGUCCCAUGCAAUCUCACAUUCACAAGUAGGUAUCCUGGGACAGUUAAGCUGAAAACCACCCCAUUUACCUAAGGCAGACACAGUCCCACACACUCUGUGUUUCAUUUAGGAACAAGGCUAGCACCAGGUCGCCCGCCCCCAGUCCCAAGGGCUGCAGACCGCAGAUUUGCAUACACAGUCAAUCCCACUGUUACUACCGCCCCCUUCCUCAUAGAGACUGGUCCAAGAAUGGAACAAAAGCCCAGCGUCCACCCCUCCCCCUCCCUUUCCCUCUUCUCUCCUCCUCCUGGCGUCCAGCCCCUUUGUCCUCUCUCAGUUGAGCCCUAGCGGGAGCCUGGGCAAAGCAGCAGGGACAUUGUUAGAGACGGGCUGGGCGGCGCAGGCAGCAGGCACCGACCAAAGCGAAGCAGUUCCUUGAAACACAGCAGAGCUGCGGCGCUGGAGGCCCUGCGAGGGGGCGUGGCCAGGUAAGCGUCAGGUACUUGGGGGCAGGGCUUGGAAUGCAGGCUGUAGGCUGUGUGAUGUCCGAAAGUCUUAGCGUAUAAACAUGUGAGUGCUGAUGAAAGACAGAAAGGGGUGGGUGACAUGUUAAGCCAACAUUCACAAGCUGGGUAUCUGUCUUCAUCAUGACCACUGGAUUGAGGGCGUUAGGGAGCGUGCUUUAUGCAGUUCCACCUGGGAAUCCCCUCCCUUCUAUGUUGGCACUGGGUGACCUUCAGUCUGGGAAUCUGCAGGGAGGAAACUGAGUCUCAGGUCCUUGUCCCUGCAUGUCCACAGUUCGAAAUGCCUAGAGUUGUAGACAGCACUAGAAUAAAUAAGUACAGGUACACUUCCCAGGAGAAGUCUCCCUUCUUCCCCACAGGAAGUCCCACCCUGCCCUGCUGCAUCUUGGUGAGAGAAGUCCUCUUUAUGCUGAUGAGAUCUCCCCUCUUGCACCUCAGCUCCAAGUGUGGCUGUGUCCUGGGCUGGCCUGAGUCCACAGAUGGCCUGUCUCACCUCCCUCCUUAGGUCUGCCUGCUCCUUGAGGACAUGCUUCACCGUAGCAGGUGUGGCAGAGUGGCUAGGCAUGCAGAGACUGGAGAUGGCUGCUGGGUUCAACACCCAACUCCUCUACUUGGCCAAAAUUAAUUGACCUCCUUGGCUACUGAGGAACUCUUUUAUCCUGAUGCCGAGACAGGAAAUCCGCUGCCCAGGAUGACUCACAACAAGUGUCGAGAGCCAGGCUAACACUGGGCAGGAUCUGACUUCCAGAGGUCAGAAUGAGCUGAGAAGACCAGAAUGAUAUGGAAAGCGCUGAGAAGCAAAAUGGAGAAAGAGGCAAUGGGCUGAGCUGAGUUGCCCUGGAGUGAAUUGCCACAUAGAACUCCCUGUCCCCAGAAUCCUGAAAACAGAGGCCACAGGUUCAUGGGGGCCUAAUCCUAACCAUCACUGGAACAGCCCUUUAGGGUCUGUGGAAUGCUCUACAAACACCUCUUCCUUUGAUCCUCCCAGCAAACUUCUGAAAGGCAGCUUCCUCUGUGUACUUGUUUCCACAGAGCAAAGCUUAAGUGUGUGUGACUAAAGAUACUUCUCAGGGUUGUAAGGGUCAAAUUAUGUAAACAAAAAAAAAAAAGCAACCAUCACACUUUUGCGGGAGUAAACACAAGGUAAACUUCAUUCAUGUCAUUCACAACUCUGGAGAAGAGGCAUUAUGUUUCUACUUCAGAGAAGACUAGGGAAGGGGGAAGUGACUUGUCUAGAGGAAGUCACACAGAGCCAAGUGGAGAAUCAGAACCUCAUUGAUCCUUAAGAGGUUGAUCCUUUCCACUUUCCUGGAGCAGGAAACAUUCUCCUUCCAUGUCCUUGCCUUCACCUAGCUAAUUCUCCUCAUCCUUCUCUAUUUGAAGCUCCAAUCUUAGGAACCUCUUCCCUGAUUCCUCUCCAACUGGGUUUAUUGCCCUUUCUAUGAGUUCCCCUAAUCCUCCAUAAAAUCCCCCCAACAGGCUGUGAGCCCUGGGAAGCUCUUAAGGACUAUGCUUGUCUUGAUCACUGCCUGGAACAGAAAUGCUGUAAAUCACAAUUAAUAUUUAAUAUCCAUUCGACCUUGAAUAGAUAUUGAGCACUUACUAUAGCAUGGCAUGGAGGGGACAGAUGAACAGAAUACAGUACAGUAGGAUAGAAUCGGGUUGAUUAUGGGAAGAACUAAAGGAGAUCUGAAAAAGACAGAAUAGAGAGGAAGUAAUUAUUACAUGCAUGCAUGACACAAUGGAUGCAUGUCACACUCCCUAUACUGGUACUUUGUGCAGGCUCCAGUAAUCUCCCUGCUUUUCUGCUCAAAGCUUUUGAGGUAAACACUUUCUGUGGUUGACCCAUGUGGCUCUGUGCUAUUAGGAGUCCCUAAAUAUUACCUAAGCUGUAGUAAACCAUGCCUUUAUUAGACUCUCCUCAAAUUACCCUAUUUGAAAGACUACCAUCUGUCUCUUGCAGAGAUGGAUGAAGAAUAGCUUAGCAAGCCUGGAGAAAAGAAAAAACCAAUACAACUGAAGUAGGUAAUUGGGCAGGAAGGUGGUACAGAUAAGGCAUGCGCUAGAACACAGCAGAAAGCUUUUGGAUGGACAAAUGGAAGAAACAGUAGGUGAACGAAUGCAAACGCAAACUAAAUAGGGAAUACAGGGAGAGGUGUGCCAGGAGCUACGCCUCCGAUCUCCUAAACCAGUCCCGUUAGGUGGAUCUCCCGGCGCUAUUUGUAUUCUCUACCUGGCAGGAUGUGGGACGCCCCGGAACCGGAACCGGAGGAGCCAGAGCCAGGCUGCGAGGUGCCGUGCGCGGCGUCCUGCCACGCGCAGCGCGUCCUGCAGACCCUCAACGCUUACCGGCGGAGCGGCACCCUCACCGACGUGGUGCUGCGCGCCGGCGGCCGCGACUUCCCAUGCCACCGCGCCGCGCUGAGCGCUGGCAGCGCCUACUUCCGCAGCCUGUUCGCCGCAAGCCGGCCAGAGCGCGGGCUGACUGGACCGCCAGUGGUGACGGUGGCGCCCGAGACGCCCGGCACCGACCAAGCCGGGACUGCGGCUGCGGCGGCGCUCGCCGUGGUGCUCGACUACGUUUACGGCGCGGGCGUGCGACUGCGCGCCGAGGACGAGGCGGCCGCGGUGCUGGCGCUGGCCGAGCGGCUGGGCGUGGCGGGCCUGCGCGGCGUCUGCGCGCGCUUCCUCGAGGGCCGUCUGCGCGUCGCCAACAGCUUGGCGCUGCGGCGCGUGGCCGCCGCCUUCUCGCUCGCCUCGCUGGCCGAGCGCUGCGGCCGCGUGCUGCGCCAGGCCUUCGCCGAGGUGGCGCACCACGCUGACUUUCUGGAGCUGGCCCCGGAGGAGGUGGCGGCGCUGCUGGCCGACCCCGCCCUGGGCGUGGCGCGGGAGGAGGCCGUGUUCGAAGCGGCCAUGCGCUGGGUGCGCCACGACGCGCCGGCCCGCCGCGGCCAGCUUAGGCGCCUGCUGGAGCACGUGCGCCUGCCCCUGCUGGCACCGGCUUACUUCCUGGAGAAGGUGGAGGCUGACGAGCUGCUGCAGGCCUGCGGCGAAUGCCGGCCCCUGCUGCUCGAGGCCCGCGCCUGCUUCAUCCUGGGCCGAGAAGCCAGCGAACUACGGGCCCGGCCACGGAGAUUCAUGGAUCUUGCUGAAGUGAUCGUGGUCAUUGGUGGUUGUGACCGCAAAGGUCUCUUGAAGCUGCCAUUCGCCGAUGCCUACCACCCAGAGAGCCAGCGCUGGACCUCUCUGCCCAGCCUACCUGGUUACACACGCUCCGAGUUCGCUGCCUGUGCUCUUCGCAAUGACAUCUACGUUUCUGGAGGCCACAUCAACAGCCGGGAUGUGUGGAUGUUUAGCUCCCAUCUGCACACCUGGAUCAAGGUAGCCUCGCUGCACAAAGGCAGGUGGAGACACAAGAUGGCAGCAGUGCAGGGCCAGCUGUUCGCGGUGGGGGGCUUCGAUGGCCUGAGGCGCCUGAGCAGUGUGGAGCGCUACGAUCCCUUCUCCAACACCUGGGCUGUUACUGCGCCUCUGCUGGAGGCCGUGAGCUCUGCGGCGGUGGCGCCCUGUGUGGGCCAGCUCUUUGUGAUCGGGGGCGCAAGGCAGGACGGUGGCAACACCAACAAGGUGCAGUGCUUUGACCCCAAGGAGGACCACUGGAGCCUGCGUUCACCAGCACCCUUCUCACAGCGGUGUCUCGAGGCUGUCUCCUUAGAGGACACCAUUUAUGUGGUGGGAGGCCUCAUGGACAAAAUCUUCACCUAUGACCCUGGCACAGAUGUCUGGGGGGAAGCAGCUGUCCUCCCCAGCCCUGUGGAGAGCUGCGGAAUGACUGUGUGUGACGGGAAGGUCCAUAUCCUUGGUGGGCGGGAUGACCAUGGGGAAAGCACCAAUAGGGUCUUCACCUUUGACCCCAGCAGUGGGCAGGUGGAGGCCCAGCCAUCCCUGCAGCGCUGCACCAGUUCCCAUGGCUGUGUCACCAUCGUCCAGAGCCUGGGCAGGUGACUAAGUCAGGGAGAUGCAGAGCCAGGAAGUAGGAAGAACUCAAGCACACCAUUCUGUUCCCCUCCUCCUGUUCCCUCCAUGCAAAUAGCGCCUUAACUUAUUGCCCCCUUUUCUUGUAAAAAUAAAGUCUUGUUCAAACUUUG